Prunus armeniaca (apricot) is the source of this 1404-nucleotide messenger RNA. NCBI's taxonomy places the organism in Eukaryota, Viridiplantae, Streptophyta, Magnoliopsida, Rosales, Rosaceae. The record is from the annotation of a GenBank genome assembly.
AUGGAGAUAAUCGAAGGGACUUACAAGGAGCAAUACUCAAGGUUGUGGGAGUAUUGUGAUAAGGUGAAAGCAACUAAUGUUCGGAGCACAAUGAAUAUAAGGGUAGAGUCCCAUCCACAUUUUCAGAGGCUUUAUGUAUGCCUUGAUGCAUGCAAGAAGGGAUUUUUGGCUGGUUGUAAACCCAUCAUAGGAGUUGAUGGAUGCCACUUGAAGGGCCCUUUCUCAGGGCAAUUGUUAGCUGCAGUGGGGGUUGAUGCUAAUGAUAACAUCUACCCCAUUGCAUAUGCUGCUGUUGAGUUGGAAACUAAAGAGACAUGGAGCUGGUUUUUGGAGCUGUUAAUUGGUGAUCUUGGUCCUGUAAGCGACCAUGGAUGGAUAUUCAUAUCUGAUCAACAAAAGGGACUUGACAAAGAAUUUGACAUUGUAGUGCCUGCAGCACAACAUAGGUGGUGUGUUAAGCACAUGUAUGGGAACUUCAAGGAAAAGUUCAAAGGCAAAGUGUUCAAGGAUCUGUUAUGGAGUGCAAUUAGGGCUUCUAACAGGUACGAGUUUGAGGUUGAGAUGAAUAAGUUGAAAGAUUUGAAUUCAGGAGCUUAUGAAUGGUUGAUGGGAAAAGACCUAGAUAAAUGGGCUAGGCAUAGGUUUAGUACUGCUCGUAAGUGUGACAUGUUAUUAAAUAACAUGUGUGAGACCUUUAUUUGCUACAUUUUGGAUGCUCGAGAUAAACCUAUACUAACUAUGCUUGAAAUGAUAAGGUGUAACCUUAUGAAAAGGUUGCAAAUGAAGAGGGAAGCCAUGUCAAAACAUGAUGGGGUCAUUUGUCCUAAAAUUCAAAAGAAGUUGGAACAGAUCAAGAUAAAUUCAUCUAGGAAUUGUAUGGCAACUCAAGCUGGACCCUAUGAAUUUCAAGUGGGGGAGUAUUUACAUGAUCAACAUGUGAUAGAUAUAGCUUCUAAGACAUGUAGUUGUAAGAGGUGGGAUCUUAACGGCAUCCCUUGCAUCCACGAUGUUGCUGCCAUAUAUCUCUAUAGGGCUAAACCUGAAGAUUAUGUGGCUGAAUGUUAUCACAAUGCCACUUACUUAAAAGCUUAUGAGCCAAUCAUCCAUCCUGUGAAAGGCUUUAACAUGUGGCCUAAGUCAACUGAAAUACCACUCUUACCUCCAAUUGUUAGAAAACAACCGGGGAGACCAAAGAGGAGCAGAAAAAAGGAUAUUGAAAUGGAGAAGGGAGUUUAUGCAAAUGGUACCAAGCUCAAGAGGUAUGGGAUUGUGACUUGCACCAAGUGUUGGAAAAAAGGUCACAACAAGAGGAAUUGCUCCAAUCAGCCACAAGACCCUCCACCUGGUACUUACAUUGAUAAAAGAUGGGGUCUUCCCCCCCUCUUUGAAGAAAAGGAGACCUAA